Molecule: messenger RNA, 1218 nt
Organism: Exophiala dermatitidis NIH/UT8656
Lineage: Eukaryota; Fungi; Ascomycota; Eurotiomycetes; Chaetothyriales; Herpotrichiellaceae
Product: 18S rRNA biogenesis protein RCL1
Exons: 1
Coding region: 1-1218 (405 amino acids)
Biological process (GO): endonucleolytic cleavage of tricistronic rRNA transcript (SSU-rRNA, 5.8S rRNA, LSU-rRNA); ribosome biogenesis
Cellular component (GO): nucleolus
Molecular function (GO): RNA endonuclease activity
Source: RefSeq, a predicted model, not a curated record
AUGUCGACCUCUCAGCCCGCCGUGCGCUUGAGCUCGCACAAGUCUCUGACAUCGCGCCUCGUGCUCGCAACCCUCCUCGGCCGCACCGUACGCAUCGAUCAAAUCCGACCCAAUUCUCCCACGAACCCAGGCCUAGCACCGCAUGAAAUCUCUUUCCUCCGACUUCUCGAGGCCGUCACGAACGGCUCACACAUUGAAAUCUCCUACACGGGAACCGUCCUGCUCUACAAACCGGGCCUAAUCACCGGCUCAGCGCCGGGCAGUGGCGCCUCGAGUUCGGGCGUGUUGCGGCAUGAAAUCCCUUCAAACAACACCCGAGGACUAAGUUACUUCCUACUACCAAUAUGCCUACUUGCGCCGUUCAGCAAGGCCAAGUUCAACAUUGUCUUCACGGGACCAGGGGUGAUCACAAGUUCGACAGAGAAAUGGGGCGAUAUGAGCGUGGACAGUGUUCGGACGGCGAUUCUGCCACUCUAUGCGAAGUUCGGCAUCGAAAGAGACAUUGAAUUGAGAAUCCUGCAAAGGUCGAAUCCUGGCCCACGAGGCGUUGGCGGCGCGGGAGAAGUGCAGCUGGUAUUCGGGCACCAGGUCAGAUUACCCAAGACUUUACACUUAUUGAAUCCGGGCCGGGUCAAGAAAAUCAGAGGCGUUGCAUAUUCCACCGGCGUCAGUGGAAGCAACAAUGCAAGAAUGAUUGAGGCUGCCAGGGGGAUUCUGAAUCAACUGGUGGGCGACAUCUAUGUGUUUUCAGAUAUGAGCAGUGCCGCACUGGUGCCGGCGCCUGAGAAGAAUAACCCGAGCGCGAAAAAGAAAGUCGGUUUGGGAUUUGGACUCUCCUUGGUCGCCGAGAGUUCGACGGGUUGUCUCUAUUCUGCUGAUGCUUCUAGUCCUCCUGAGGGCGGUAAGCCGGCGGAAGACAUUGGGCGCAUGUGCGCGUUUCAACUUCUCGAGAGUGUCGAGAGAGGCGGCUGCGUCAGCCUCGAAGCUGCUCCUACUGUGAUUACUUUGAUGGCCAUGGGGUCUGAAGAUGUGGGACGAGUGCAGCUGGGGCGAGAUGUACUGGCUUCGGAACAUAUGAUUCAAUUGGCAAGAGAUUUGAAUGCCUUUGGCUCGGCGGGAUGGGGUAUCAGAGACGCUGAUGGUCAAAAGUCAGAGGGACAGCUCGUUGUCAGUGUCGUCGGCAGAGGAGUUGGGAACAUUGGUCGGAAGAUUGGAUGA